Gossypium raimondii (Peruvian cotton) is the source of this 1504-nucleotide messenger RNA. RefSeq names its product serine/threonine-protein phosphatase PP-X isozyme 2. Gene Ontology annotation, molecular function: protein serine/threonine phosphatase activity. The coding region runs from base 178 to 1095 and encodes 305 amino acids. Gene Ontology annotation, biological process: peptidyl-serine dephosphorylation; double-strand break repair via homologous recombination. Gene Ontology annotation, cellular component: nucleus; cytoplasm. The record is from RefSeq and is a predicted model, not a curated record. The transcript is spliced from 8 exons. Lineage: Eukaryota; Viridiplantae; Streptophyta; Magnoliopsida; Malvales; Malvaceae.
GGCACCAUAGCAAAAACCUCAAGUAAACAAAUAGAAACUCCAAAAAGGAAUCGAACCGCCCUUCUAAAAUAAUUUCACCAACUCCUCAGUUAACGAAAGGCCCCCAAGAUUCAUAGAUUUAGGAGGCUUUUAGCCUUUGAACCUCCUCUAACUAUUGGGUCUUCUGCAAACCAAACCAUGUCUGACCUAGACAGGCAAAUAGAGCAGCUAAAGAAGUGUGAACCCUUGAAAGAAUCCGAAGUGAAAGCUCUUUGUCUCAAGGCCAUGGAAAUCCUUGUUGAAGAGAGUAAUGUUCAAAGGGUCGAUGCCCCUGUAACUAUAUGUGGUGAUAUCCAUGGGCAGUUUUAUGAUAUGAAAGAGCUUUUUAAAGUAGGAGGUGAUUGCCCUAAGACAAAUUAUUUGUUUCUUGGAGAUUUUGUUGACAGAGGGUUUUACUCCGUGGAAACCUUUCUCCUUCUAUUGGCCUUGAAGGUCAGAUAUCCGGAUCGCAUAACACUCAUUAGAGGGAACCAUGAAAGCCGUCAGAUCACACAGGUAUAUGGAUUCUAUGACGAAUGCCUGCGUAAAUAUGGCUCGGUGAAUGUUUGGAGAUAUUGCACUGAAAUCUUUGAUUACUUAAGUCUUUCAGCUCUUAUCGAGAACAAAAUCUUUAGCGUCCAUGGUGGUCUCUCUCCUGCAAUAUCUACUUUGGAUCAGAUUCGAACAAUUGAUCGGAAGCAAGAAGUACCACAUGAUGGUGCCAUGUGUGACCUGUUGUGGUCUGACCCUGAGGAUAUUGUUGAUGGAUGGGGUUUGAGUCCCCGUGGUGCUGGUUUCCUGUUUGGCGGCAGUGUUGUCACUUCGUUCAACCACACAAACAGCAUUGACUAUAUAUGCCGUGCACAUCAAUUGGUUAUGGAAGGAUACAAAUGGAUGUUUAAUAACCAGAUAGUUACAGUCUGGUCAGCUCCCAAUUACUGUUAUAGAUGUGGUAAUGUUGCUGCAAUUCUCGAGCUGGAUGAAAAUCUUAACAAGCAGUUUCGCGUGUUUGAUGCAGCACCUCAGGAAUCAAGAGGUACUCCUGCCAAAAAGCCUGCUCCCGAUUACUUUCUAUGAAACAGAUGUGAAGCUUUACCUUUUCUAGUUAAUUACACUUAAAUUGAUCAACGAGAGGAUUUCAGUCACUCGACGCAUAUGUUCCACCUAUAGUAGCAGAACGAUAUUCAAUGGAUAGGCUGCUCGAUGAUUAUCGAGAGUUGCACUUUCAGUUUGUAAUUGUUGGGCUUGCCUUUGACGGAUGUGCGCUUGUUGUAAUUGUAUUGUGUUAAGUAGCUGUUCUGUGCUACCAAGUCCACGGCAUAUUACGUUGUAAUUUUAGUGCUGGAAGAGUAAGAGAGGGUAAGAGGGAGAAAGAGUAAAGACAUUGAUUCUGAAGCGAGAAUUCGAUUAGGAACAGUCGGAGAGUGAGUUGUUGCAACUAUGAUUCUUAUAUGAGAAUUUCUCAAUUUGGUUUUGUUUCAUCAAA